This is a messenger RNA of Trichoplusia ni (cabbage looper), 3327 nucleotides long. It is a transcript of the gene spin, whose product is annotated as protein spinster. The transcript has 9 exons. Gene Ontology annotation, cellular component: membrane. Gene Ontology annotation, biological process: transmembrane transport. Gene Ontology annotation, molecular function: transmembrane transporter activity. Lineage: Eukaryota; Metazoa; Arthropoda; Insecta; Lepidoptera; Noctuidae. The coding region runs from base 922 to 2136 and encodes 404 amino acids. The record is from RefSeq and is a predicted model, not a curated record.
UUUUUGUUAUUCCUUCCAUAUUGUACGUAUUUUACUUUCUGAGGGGUGAUCGGAACUAUAUUAAACCCCCAGGGUGAUCUGUCAUAUCCAGUAAUCGAAUGUCUAUUGGGCGGAAAUGAAAUGCCGGCUUCAAUCUUCUAUUACUAUACAUAAAUAGAUGAAAACUGCCAACGAAGUCGUGAAACUUAACAAGCAACUUAUGUUGAUGACAUCUAAGAAUUUGUAAAUCAUUUUUCUGGUAGUUAGGAAUUCGAUUAGAUAACAGGAUUUUUACGCAGGCAGCGUUAUUUAAACGUUUAUAAAUAAACGUCGAAUUUCGUCAUAAUGUCAUGAGUGUCAUGACCGAGAAAACACCGGUGCUGUCGGCGUCACGAGCUCACGAGCCGCUGAACAGUGUUUAGCGCCACGAAUCUCUAGCCGCUGAUUGGUUGCAAUGGUGGCGUGAUGUACGGAGCGCGAGUAGCACGCUGACAGACCUGUUUAUGCGAUAGUGCCGCCACCACGCGAUUGCCGAACUCACUAAAGAUGACGUAGCAUAUCCGCAACAUCGCGCGACGCGCCACGCGAUGUGACGCCCACAAAUUAUGAAGGUCACCGCAUUAAAUCUCUACAAUGAAGCCAGCUUAGAUCGAUCUUAUAAACAAUAUCAAUGCCCUUCAUCCUUCAUGAUUUUUCAUUGAUUAAAUUCUGUUAGUAAAGUGUUUUGACAUUAAUUGGAGACCUAGAUAGUCAAGUGUCUGGCUGAUAUGAAUUGUAGGAAAACGAUACUAGUAGUGGCACCAUUUUUAGUAACUUCAUCAAUGUGUGUGAAGAUACAUUUCAUAAAAUUGUAAAGAAGGUGUUCUGGGCGAUGUCAAAGAAGAGUUCAAAAUCGGCGAUGACUGCGCCGGCUUCCUUCAGACCGUGUUUGUGGUCGCCUACAUGGUGUUCGCGCCUAUUUUCGGAUACCUUGGGGAUCGGUACUCGAGGCGCAUCAUCAUGGCAUUCGGAGUGGCUCUAUGGAGUAUGACUACAUUCUUCGGUUCAUUUAUCGGCAACUUCUUCAUGUUUAGUUUCUUCCGGGGUCUCGUGGGUAUCGGCGAGGCUUCUUAUUCGACGAUCGCUCCCACUAUCAUAAGCGACCUCUUUGUCGGCAAUGUGCGCUCGAAGAUGUUGGCUUUCUUCUAUUUCGCUAUACCCGUUGGCAGUGGUCUCGGUUACAUCGUGGGGUCUGUGGCGGGCGCCGCUGCCGGCAACUGGCGAUGGGGACUCCGAGUGACCCCAAUCAUGGGGGCCAUCGCCGUUGGCCUCAUACUCUGGGUGAUGGAGGACCCUGAGCGGGGGCAAGCCGAGGAGAGCCACAUGAAACCCACCACUUAUAGUCAGGAUAUCCAUGCACUGAUUAGGAAUCCGUCAUUCAUGCUGUCGACGCUCGCGUUUACAUGUGUAGCGUUUGUGACAGGCGCCCUCGCGUGGUGGGGGCCGCAGUUCAUCUUCCUUGGCCUGACCAUGCAGCCUGACGUCAAUAUUACCAUCGAAAGGGUGUCGCUAAUAUUCGGCGUGAUCACGAUGGUGGCGGGGCUGCUGGGCGUGCCGCUGGGCGCGUGGCUGGGCACGGGGCUGCUGAAGCGCUUCCCGCGCGCGCACCCCGUCAUCUGCGGCCUGGGCCUGCUCGUGUCCGCGCCCGCCAUGACGCUCGGCAUCGUGCUCACGCAGGGGUACUUCUACGCGCCCUUCAUCCUUAUGUUUAUUGGCGAAGUCGCUUUGAAUCUCAACUGGGCAAUAGUAGCCGAUAUGUCGCUGUAUGUGGUAAUACCGCCUAGAAGAUCUACAGCUGAAGCUUUCCAAAUAUUGAUAUCACACAUGUUUGGUGACGCUGGAAGUCCUUAUUUAGUUGGAGUGAUAUCAGAAAGCCUUAAAAAGUCCUUAUCACCUGUGGAUACCGAGCCUACCUCACUUGUGAAGUUCAAGUCACUGCAGUACGCUUUGUUCGUCACGUGUUUCGUCGAAGUUAUUGGCGGGAUAUUCUUCUUGUUGACCGCCAUAUACAUUGUCAGAGACAAGUUAAAAGUCGAUCGGGCCAUUGCUGAAGCGGAAGCCCAGAGCGCUGAGCCGUCACACAGUACAGCCCACGACGCGAUAGGCGGAGGCGACUAAUGUUGUGAUAACUAGUUUGUUGGUUAAAUAUUACCUCCGUGAUACGAAAGUGACGGAACUGUGAAAUACGAAAUACACUUUCAAGAUAAUGUUCCAGUUUAAUAACUAUAAUUAGAUUCCCUCUUCUAAUCAACUAUCGCCUGCUUAAAUUGCAUCUUUGCACUAAAUUUUGCUAUCGUAGUGCGAUCAUAACGAAGCUAAGUUCGCAGCCAUGUUCGGACAAGAUACUUAACGGGGAGUAAAUAAUUGUAGUGAUUUUAUUGCAACAUAAUUAUUUAUAAGACUGAGUCGUAGGGCGUAUUACUAAAAGAGGGUUGGUUAUGUUACUAUGGGAUAUCGACCGUGUGAUUGUAUGUAGUUAGGAACUAGGCAUCACAAUAGCUACUGUUACCUACUUGAUUAAGAAGCCAUGUGCCUGUUAAAUAUGAAAUGUUUGUAAUUACCUUACGUUCUUAUAAAAUAUCGAUCAAUUAAAGUACAUCAUACAUUAUCAUCAAUGUAAACUCAAUGCCUAAUAUAAUUUUGUUGGUUAAUGAUUACCUCAAAGAUUUGUUACAAUGCAACCUAUUUAUUUGUUAUUUAUAGAACUAUAAUAAUUUUAUCAAUGCUAAAUCUGUAUUUUGUUUACUUGUUCAACAGUGUUCUAGUUUGAAUAUAUUCAUGCAGUUUAACAAUUAUUGUCUUAGAGUUACCUUAACUUUAGAUAAGGUUACUAUACUACCUACUACAUCUUUUUCGCUAAACCUCCUUCGUGCUGUUUUACGAAUUAAGUUUGUUUUGUAACAGCAUUUUAUAGCUUGUUGUUUAAUGUGUACAUGUGACAGUAAAUAGUACAUCUUCACGAAAGAUAACGUGAUUGUUUUAAGCUCGUUUUAAUGUUUAGGAGGUUUAUAAAGGUUUCAUUUUUAUAAAUAAGACGGAAAUAUAAAUUAUGAUUGCUUUGAUUUGAAAGAUAAAUAUCUUAAUGUUUUGUGUGCGUUGUGUGUAUUUAAGCCGACAAUAACUAUAAUUAAUUAUAAAGCAUUUCUUUGUAGAAAAGACAAAGUUAAACUGUAUUGAAUAUCAUAGAAGACUGAAUAAAUUUAAUUAUUGUCAAAAUUUUCCUAUAUUAAUAAUAAUUUGUGUUUGUACAUAAAUAGUGUACAGAGCGUCUCAUGGAAUUUAAAUAAAAAAAACAUAAUUUAUUUUUGA